AUGUGGCGCCCCCUGCUGGCCAAGGCGCGCAGCACAGUGAAGACCUCUGCUGCUGGUCGCUGUUGUCUCACACGCUGCGCUGAAGCUGCUGCUAUAGGGACUAAAAUGGCGCUUACUUCGCAAGGAACAAAGAAAAAAGUUUGCUACUACUAUGACGGUGAUGUUGGAAAUUACUACUAUGGCCAGGGGCAUCCAAUGAAACCUCACAGAAUUCGUAUGACCCACAACCUGUUACUGAACUAUGGCCUGUACAGGAAGAUGGAAAUCUACCGUCCACACAAAGCUAGUGGAGAAGAAAUGACCAAGUAUCAUAGUGAUGAUUAUAUUAAAUUUUUGCGCUCCAUCCGCCCAGACAACAUGUCCGAGUACAGCAAACAAAUGCAGCGGUUCAACGUGGGCGAAGAUUGUCCAGUCUUUGAUGGUUUGUUUGAGUUCUGUCAGCUCUCAGGAGGCGGUUCAGUUGCUGGUGCUGUAAAACUGAACAAGCAGCAAACGGAUAUAGCGAUCAACUGGGCCGGAGGACUGCAUCAUGCCAAGAAGUCUGAAGCCUCAGGGUUCUGCUACGUCAACGACAUUGUCCUUGCCAUUUUGGAGUUAUUGAAAUACCAUCAGAGAGUUUUGUACAUCGAUAUUGAUAUCCAUCAUGGUGAUGGUGUGGAAGAAGCCUUUUACACAACAGAUCGCGUCAUGACUGUGUCCUUUCACAAGUAUGGCGAGUAUUUUCCUGGCACUGGAGACCUCAGGGACAUUGGUGCUGGUAAAGGCAAAUACUACGCAGUCAAUUACCCACUGCGCGAUGGCAUUGAUGACGAGUCUUAUGAGGCCAUUUUCAAACCAAUUAUGGCAAAGGUGAUGGAGAUGUACCAACCCAGUGCAGUGGUUCUUCAGUGCGGAGCUGACUCUUUGUCGGGAGACAGACUGGGAUGCUUCAACCUCACCAUUAAAGGCCAUGCCAAGUGUGUGGAGUACAUGAAAAGUUUCAACCUCCCAUUGCUAAUGCUGGGAGGAGGUGGCUACACUAUUCGAAAUGUGGCGCGUUGCUGGACGUACGAGACCGCAGUGGCUCUUGAUGCUUCUAUACCUAAUGAGCUCCCAUACAAUGAUUACUUUGAGUACUUUGGGCCAGACUUCAAGCUGCACAUCAGCCCCUCUAACAUGACAAACCAAAAUACUAAUGAUUACUUGGAGAAGAUCAAGCAACGUUUGUUUGAAAACUUGCGCAUGUUACCUCACGCCCCGGGAGUACAGAUGCAGGCCAUUCCCGAAGAUGCGGUUCAAGAAGACAGUGGCGAUGAAGAGGAAGAGGACCCCAACAAGCGCAUAUCUAUCCGUGCUCAUGACAAGAGGAUAGCAUGUGAGGAAGAAUUCUCCGACUCCGAAGACGAGGGCGAAGGUGGCCGCAGAAACGUAGCAAGCUACAAGAAACCCAAGCGACCAAAAACUGAAGGCGAGAAGGAGGGAGACGAGAAGGAGAAAAAGGGGCAGGAAGAAACAGAAGAAGUGAAAGAGGAGGAGAAGGAGCCUGAGGAUGAAAAGAUGGACACUUCAAAGCCCAAAGAGGAGUCAAAAACACCCUGA
Knipowitschia caucasica is the source of this 1578-nucleotide messenger RNA. Lineage: Eukaryota; Metazoa; Chordata; Actinopteri; Gobiiformes; Gobiidae. The record is from the annotation of a GenBank genome assembly.